Messenger RNA from Salmo salar (Atlantic salmon), 1163 nucleotides. RefSeq names its product Dynein heavy chain (gene dyhc). The record is from RefSeq and is marked provisional. NCBI's taxonomy places the organism in Eukaryota, Metazoa, Chordata, Actinopteri, Salmoniformes, Salmonidae.
UAGGCAGGCUUCAGUUAUGCAACCAGAAGGUAUCAAGCAAUACCAACAUGUCUGUAUGUCUAGGUUUCUGUUGCUCUCUCUCAACCUCUGUUGUUCUGUCUAUGAUCCUAUAAGUGUCUUUCCCUAACACAGCCCUUGUCUAUACUGCAGCCCUUUAUUAUCAAUAUCCAUGCUUAUCAACAGCCAUGUUUAUCAACAUCCAUGCUUAUCAACGUCCAUGUUUAUCAACAUCCAUGUUUAUCAACAUCCAUGCUUAUCAACGUCCAUGCUUAUCAACAUCCAUGCUUAUCAACAUCCAUGUUUAUCAACAUCCAUGUUUAUCAACAUCCAUGCUUAUCAACGUCCAUGUUUAUCAACGUCCAUGCUUAUCAACAUCCAUGCUUAUCAACAUCCAUGUUUAUCAACAUCCAUGUUUAUCAACGUCCAUGUUUAUCAACAUCCAUGCUUAUCAACAUCCAUGCUUAUCAACAUCCAUGCUUAUCAAUAUCCAUGUUUAUCAACAUCCAUGUUUAUCAACAUCCAUGCUUAUCAAUAUCUGUUGAUCAAAAUCCAUGUUUAUCAAUAUCUGUUGAUCAAAAUCCAUGUUUAUCAAUAUCUGUUUAUCAAAAUCCAUGUUUAUCAAUAUCUAUGUGCCAAUAACAUGUUCCCACUGAUGUACCCUGUAACCUCUUACAGUCAUACUAUCACCACCUCCAUGCUUCAUAUCAUCCCUCAGUCUGAGUGAUAGGACCCUUACCCAUCAUCACAACCACACCAGACACUCACAGCUGGCUGUCAUCGACCCCUAACCUGUCUGUCUGUGCUACUGCUAGUACUACAUCAACUCUGAUGCCAAUGACUCCCUAUUUUAUGGCCAAAGUCUAUGUGUAAUUAGACUCAUCUGGACUGACACCUUGAAUAACUCUUUGGACAAUAGAAAAAGACGAAGAAGAAGAACAUUAGGAAGUGGAGUAAAAGGGAAACAUGCUGUUUGAUUACAUAAUAUUUCUAGACAUAUUUUAUGCUUACCGCAGAUAACGUUUUCUUAAUGUAAAUUGACACAUUAUUUUUAUCUUAAUGAAUACGAUAGCAUUCUACAGUGGAUUUUUAGAAUACUUAUUUAUUUUCUGUUGAUUUACGUCUCCACCAUGUAUUACUGUUACUAUUAAACACAUCCCAAUGCC